GCUCCCGGGAGCGGCGGUGCGGGGCCUGCGGUGCUCGGCCGGGGCGCCGUGUGAGCCCGGAGCCAGCGCGGCCACCCGAGCCCCGGCCGGGGGUGCCACAGCCCGGCCCGGGGUGUCAGUAGAAGUCCCCGCCAGUGCGGAGACUGCGGGAGGGCGUGACUGCCAUUGCCGGUUCUGAUGUUACAAUAAAGACCUGCAGAAAGGCCGCGUGUGGCCGGUUCCUACAAGUCACGAUGUUUGCUUGUACAGCUCACGCUUUUUCCUGUGGUGGCCGUGCAGCGUGACCUGUGUGAGGGGUGGCAGCGGGUGCCUCCGGUUCUGUGGCCGCGUUUGGCUCCUGCGCGCUCCCUGCCAGCGUGAGUCACAGCUGUGCGCCCAGCGCUGGACUCCGAGGCCUCGGCGAUGUUUCAUAAUAACCUUGCUGCUGCUGCUGCUGCUUCCAUAAAAGUACAAAUGCGAUGCGCAGUCCUCUCCUUACGGUUUGGAAGGAACUGACGGCCAGAGGCGCUUUGUCCUGUGGCCGCAGGAAUGGAUGCGCUAAGUGGGUGUAGUGUUUGUGUGUAACUCACUGAGGCCUGUCGCCUUAUGAAUCCAUUGGAACUUUUAAUAAUGACAUCAGGAGCACAUCCCAGGUUCCAAGCGAUCAGAUGUGUCUGGCACAGAUAAUAUAAGGAGGGAGGCAUUUUAAAACCACAUAAAAGAGUUUUCAAAAGACUGCAAAUGUCUACAACGUGGCACAUAUGAAACAACAUGAAAGAUUGACUUGUUUCAAUUUAUUUUGCCCAAAAGUCAUGCUCUGUUAAAAGAUUUAUGUAGUUCUGUACCUAAAUUAAAAUUGAUGUGGUAUGUCUUGUGCUCACUUCCUUUCUUCUCCAACAUAACUGUUGUUGAAGCUUUUUAAUGUGUGUUAAAGUCUCAGUCAACAGCCUAGCCCUUAAAUGCUGUAUGGUUAAGCUAAUUAUAGUCUUGAAUUUUCUUGUAAUAAUUUAUUUGGACCUGUAAUAUGCCAUUAAAAGUGGUCUUUCAUGUUAUUAUUCCUUAAUAAAAAGGAAAGAGGAGGAUAAUACAGGGUAAAUGCACAGUUCCCUUGGAUCACAGUAGUUUAUGUGCAGUUUUUUUCCUCACAGAACUAUUUAGCCAUCAAAAUACUGAGCUGUUGUUCUUUUGUUUGUUUUUUUCAAUGACUUGAUUGUAGCUAUUUUUUUUAGUGAUAGUUAAGUUAAUAUUUUUCAAAGUUAAUUUUAUGUAAAGCAAAAUACAUCAGGGAUGAGUGCAUGUUUUUCUUCUGCUUCAGUAGCUAGAAGAAUUGGAUUUUUUCCAAUUUAGAGUCUGUCAAAAGACAGAAAGGAAAAGGGAGAAAUAAAGUGUAUGACAAGUCAUAUAUUUAAAAUAUUUUUCCUAAUGAACUAAUGUUCUUAGUAUUUAAUUAUAAAGAUAUUCUUAGGUAAUGAUAACUGGAGAAUGAGAAGAAACCCAGCACUAUGCAAAUGCUUUUAGCUUUUGGGCAGGCUGUUAAAGAACUAGAUUGUGGUGUAGCUGAAGUUGUAAUUGAAGUGUUUCUAAAAGCAUUUAAUGGAGAAAAUACUGGUUUCUUAUGUUUCCUGCAUCUCAUUUGUGAGUGAGAAUAUCAGAACUAGCAAUGACAGGGAGAGCAUAUAUGAGAUAUUUCUGACUUUCUCACUGAAGCCUUAGAAAUUUGUAAUGAUUGUCACACAUAUGUUUUUGAUGUACAGGUUCAAGGAUUAUGUUGUGCUAGGUGGGAGGAGUGUUCUUCAUCAGUGACUUGGACUGUUUGAAGCAUUUUUAUGUGCACAGGAAUUAAGAUGGAUGAAAUGUUUCAUUGGUCAUAGCAGCAGCAGGACGAAUAAGGAACAUUGUCGUAACUGUUAAAGGGCAUAAUGCAGAAUCCGUUAACAGUUUCUGCAGCUCUGCAGUUCAGAGAUAAGGAGAGGCCAUUUCCUCUUUCCAGCUUGGGUGCUUGGACCUGAAGCCAUAGUUCAGGGAAAAUCCGGCCCAGCCUGAAGCAGGAGCACAUCCAUAGAAUGUAAUCAUUGGAAAAGUUAGCUGCUUGAAGUGCCUACUGAACACAUGCCCAGAGUCUACAGCUUUGCUUAAUUUGGGUAGCUCUCUCACAGAUGAAAGAGACAUUGCUGUGUCAUAUACAAAGGUCUUCACCUGAUGCACAGGUGGUGUUUUUUUGCAUGCUAAUCCUGCAGAGAAACAUUGUGUCCAACAAAGUAUGCUGGGUCAGCAAAAGCAAGAAACUUGUGCUGGAAAGACAGUAUCCACAGAUAAACAGAAAUCCCCUUCGGAUAUAAUACAAAGUUUUCAGAAGAAAAGUCAGUUUAGGACCAUUGCUCCAAAAAUGGUACCAAAAAUUUUAACAUCUGGAGUGGUUUCUUGCCUUCAGUCAUCUUUGCCUGAGCCAAUGACGCCAAUUUCAGCUUCGGGUCCCAAGCCCCUGGUGGUGCCAGCUCAGAACUAUGCUGUCAUGCAGGUGGCUGCUCACAAGGGCACCUUUUCCCUGCUGGCUGUGCCGUGUGUUGCACCUGCCCUAACACAGCAAGUUCAGCAGUCAACUGUGGCCCCCUCUGAAAACCUAAAGCUGCCCAUCCCCAGGUACCAAUCUGUAAGAAAUAAAUUGCUGAGUGACAAAAAACCAGCACAAAUCUCUAGUUUGAGUGCAUGUCACAAGAUUCCUAGCAAAGCCCUGGUCUCAUCACAGACUUCCCCCAUGACUCCUCUACCUGAAGACUGUCCUGAAGCUCAUUCUAGUUCAGAUUCAGCUGAGCAAGUGAUGGUAGCAGACUGUGACUCAGCUGAAAUUGGAGUUGCCACAUCACUGAAUAAAAGCAAUUGUGUGGAAUCUAGUUCGCUUUUGAUGAACAAAACUAAAAUUGCUAGCAGUAGUAUUUCUGGACCAUCUGUAGUUGAAGACUCUCUAUCCAAGCCAGCAAGUACAACUAAUCCCAUGAAACUAAGUCUACAUUCUGUGAAGACAGCAUCGGAAACCACAAGAGAGUCACUCUUGACAUCUGAGAAACUAAAGGAAAAACCCACAAAUUCUACAAGUCCUGUUGCUGUCUUGUCAUCAGCGGUUUUUGGCAGUACAAUUCAGAUGACUCCAUCAGCACCAAAAGGAAAACUUCCUAUUUUGCCUUACUCCAGAAUGAAAAAUUCAGUGUUCUGUAAAUCUAAGCAGAAUAUUAAUGUUAUGGACCUAGCUGGUCAUUCACUAAAGUCUGAAUGUGAAAAGACACCAUCUUUGAAAACCAAAGCCUUUGAUAAGCAAUUAGGGGUAUCAUUUACACAAGUCCCCAAACAAUCCAUUCGAGAAAAUACCUUCUCUCCAUCCAGUAAAGAGGAUGAUGUCGACAGUCUUAAAAAAUUGAGCAGUGCAACCCCUAAAAGAAGAGGCAGGAAAAAAAGAGCCCCGGAAGAUUUAUUGGCUUUUCAGGCCAAGCGGAGGAAAUGCAUCAUUAAUAAGUUUAGAGAAGGAAGAGAGAGGGCAAAGGUUGAUAUUCAGACACCUGAAGACAAUAAAGCAGAAGCAGUGAAGAGAUACCGCAGUAUCAGACCGAAACCAGUGGUGGUUGUGCAGGCGUUCGCCCCGCUGACUUCUGCAGCGGUCGUAGAGACGCCGUCUCGUGAGCAGGACUUAUUCUUAAAUGGUUCACUCACCAAUAAAUGUGUAAGCUCCAAGCACAGUGAUGCUACAUCAGCUAAAUCAAGUGAUCUGAGCAGAAAUACAUGUUCAGCCGUCCCUAAGCCGCUGCACAGAUGCCAGGUGUGUAACCAUACGUUCCAGUUCAAGCACCACCUCCAGGACCACAUGAACACGCACACGAACAGGCGGCCCUACAGCUGCAGGAUCUGCAGGAAGGCAUAUAUCCAUUCUGGGAGCCUGAGCACACAUAUGAAGCUUCAUCACAACGAAGGCAAAUCCAAAAAGCUGGUGUGCUGUGAAUUCUGUGCUAAAGUCUUUGGCCAUGCCAAAGUGUACUUUGGCCACCUCAGAGAAGUCCACAGGGUUGUUAUCAGCACAGAGCCCUACGCUAGCGAGCAACAGGUGCAAGAUACUUUAAAGAAGAGAGACGGGAAUGUAAAAGAGGCAGAAGAAGCUGCAGAGAGGGGAAAUAAGUGCAAUUUUGAGGACCUGUUCCAUAACCCAGGAGAAGUGAAAUUACAGGUCAAAUGUGGUCGAUGCCAGUUUAUUGCAGAGUCUUUUGGUGAAAUGAAGUUUCACUUAUUGUGCUGUCAUGGAGAAGAGAUUCAGGGAAGAGUGAAGGAAGGGGUUUUUCAAGGAAGCAGAGGAACAAAGGGGAAGCUGGUCAAACACACAACCCACGUGUGGAAACAGCACAAUGAGAGAAGACAUUUGGCAAAGUGCAGUGCCCAUCAGGAGGAGCUGUAUAAUGUUCCAAAACCAAAGAGACAGAUGUACUUCCACCAUCAAAAUAAUGCCAAUAUUGUACCUAAAAGUGAACCAAGCCAGUCAGGAAGUGGUGAAGCCUCUAAGGAGAUGCAAAAUGUGGGGUUUGGCCCACAAAGGAAAAAAAUAGAAUUUUGGUCAAAAGCAGGCUAUAACUGCAUUUUAUGCAAACAGUUAUUUGGAAGAAAAGAGGAUCUUUGUAAUCAUUGGCAGAGUCAUCAUAAUUGUGAAGACCCUUCCACUUUAUGGACAAUUUUUACUUUGGCAUCAAAAGAAGGAAUUAUUGAACUUUCUGAUAAUGGUGAAUAUUGAAGCUCAACUCUACAAUGCUCUGAAAAGCAUUAACUACCUUACCAAAUUGUUCUUUCACUGUCUUGCUAAACUAACUCAGCAGAUGUAUCACUUAAAAGGUUUGUUAGUUGGGUUUGUUGGGGAUUUUUUAAAAAGCCAUAUUAACCUUUAUUUUGGUGACUAGAAAAUGUAAACACAUUUUCUGUAUCAUUCCAGAUGGGUACAUGGAAGCUGAUUAUGAAUCGUUGUACUUAAAAUUCAUGCUUAAGGAACUUUAUGACAGCAAAUACUCAAUACUAAUUAUUAACCUCAAUGAAAUAUAUUUGCAAGUUAAAUUAUACUAUACACACAGAAAUAAAUCAAUUUAUAUAAAGAAAUCUAAGUCUUAAAUUAAAUUAAAAACCUGACUGGAAGUCAGAUCCCGAUUGUGCUCCCAGAUUUUGUGGUAAAUGCAUAUUUCCAUGAAGUUCUCUCCAUCACUUCAGUGUGCAUACAUGCAGCUGCACUCAGGAGCUUUAUAGUCUAUAAUUUAAGAACUUCUGAUUCUUGUUUUCUUGAUUUCAGUGAACAUUUCAAUGAACAUUUCAAAAAUGUUCAUUGCUUGCAGGUGUUUUUGGUGUUCUUUUCUGUCCUGGUAACAACAAAGAUAUUUGUAUUUUAGGAGUAAAAAUCUCCUGUGUAUUUUUAUGCCUGUAGCUUUCUGGGUUGAAGAUUUGGUGCCACCCAUGGAGGUAGAGCCCAGCACAUCUCCAAGGGGGCAGGUCCUGUAAGAGGGUGGAGUUCUGGAGCUUGGUUUUGGUGAAAAGGUCAUUGAAACCAUUGAAUCCAAUUUGAAAUUGAUGUUUGAACUGCUUAAAGCCUUAUGUUCCUCUGAAUUAUUUUGGGAGCAAUAAUGGAGGCAAGUCUAAGAAAUCACCACAUCAUUCUUCAGCAGAAGUCAGAGCACGUCAGAGGACAAGAAAAACACAGCAGCACUGUCCCUACAGUGUCCCACUCCAUUCAUUCCUUCUUGUGGUCAGCUGUAAUUGAGGGAGUGCAGUGAUAAAAGAGUCAUGCCUGAAAUGGCCUGGCUUGCCUCUCACUGUUUUGCAAAAAUUAUGGUCAUGAAAACAUGAGAAGAGGUCUAAAAGUGUUGAGCUUUCUGACUGGGAUUCCACAAGCUGUUGCAAUAUUUUGUGUAUGUGUUUUGUUUUUAACAGUAAAGGCUGUUUUGAUGACCUGAUAGUUUUGAAUGUGAUUUCUUGUUGUGUGGUGCUUUGCCCUGAAGUUGAACUGUAAGGUAGGAAUCAAGAAUAACAAAAGACAAAAAGAAAAUGCCCAUAGAACUGUAUUUUCCCAUGGAUUUUCAAAACUUUCUUCCUAUUAUCUGUUACUAUAAAUUCAGAUUUAUAGCUGUUUCUUUGCUUUCAUAUUUUGGGGUUUUUAUGCUGAAUUACCUUAAAAGUAGUAAUUGUUCUUAUUCUUGACACAUUCAUUUUUUAAUGUUAUGAUAUAUUAUACAUUAUUCAUAAUGUUACAAUAUAUUCAUAUUUAUUUUCACUGGCAUAUUUGGACAGGAACAGCUGUUUUUAAAGUCACUGUUUCACAUCAGACUGAGGCUGUAUUUAACUUAGUAGAGUGUGUUGCAUUUAGCAGCAUUUUUUGCCUCUGCAACUUAAUCCUUUAACUUUAAAAAUCAAACAGCAGGGUGUUUUCCAUGAAACAGAAAUGUGAGAACAAUCCCUCCUUCCCAUAGUUACACUGUGUCAAAGGGAAGUUCAUUCCCAGCAUAAAGCAUGCAUUUUAUGAGUUGGGAAAAACCAUUUAAAUGUUUUGAUCAUGGUAUUUUUUUAGAGUGAACAUUAAAUCACCCAUCCCAAGGUAUAGUUUAAAAUGAGCUGACAUAAAUUCAGUACUGAGUCUCUUCUGUUCAGGAACAGCAGCAGCCAUGGCAGAGUGGCCCUUUAAAUUAUUUUCAACAGGUAUUUGUUUAAAACAGUGUUGCAUCAGAGCCAGUGAUGUAGGUGAUUUGUUUGGGUGGUCAUCAGGGAAGAGGUGCACUUUCCCUGGAGGGGGAAGUCAGUGGUGGUGGGAGGAGGGGGCUGGAAUGACGGAGUCAGUUGCAUUUUCUUUAGUAGAAAUUUUCACGUGCAGUCUUCUCAUCACAUUUUUGUACUUCUCUCCCUUUCUCCAGGCCAAAUGGGUAAAGGGGUCUCAGCUUUCAGUGGUUUAAAACCUGAAAACAUGUUUUAAAGCAUGGUUCUAAGCCACUUCUCAGUGUCCUCAUAAAUGUUUAAAAUUAGAAGCCCUUUUUUUAAGACCCUGAAAGCAUUCUUGUGUUUCAGGCUAUUACAAUUAUGGUAGAUUAUGAAAGGUUGGGAUUUUUUGGAAAUAGCUUUGCAUUAAAUACAGAUGUGUCCUUUGUUUAAAAUGUCUUUAUUUGGCAUUUGUGUUCAUUUUGAUAAGAUUUGGAGGCCCAAAGUGAGCCUUAUAUACUGCAACUUUUAGUAGUGUGUGUUUGCUGCCCAGCAGAAGGAUUGUUAUAAAUACAGUUUGCUGUUUACCUUGAAGCUGGACAAGUUAACAUCUGGUUUUGCACACAAAUUAUGUUUUUAAAUUGUUAAACCGAAUGUUAUUGUUUUUGUAGCUGUAGUUUUGUUCCCCUCUGAUUUUUCAUUAAGUCUCUCUUUCAGUUCCACUGUUCAACUUUAAAGCCAUUCCUCACAUGGAAAGUUGUUCCUUCAUCAUCACGCCAUAAAUAACCAAAGCUGGAGGAGUUCCAUCACUUUUCUGGCUUGCAGAGUAUUGCCCUUCUCCAGCUGCAGAGCUACAGUUUCCUAUGUCUAACCUGACAUAGUUGCUGGCAGUAAAUGUUUUGCUUCAUUUAUUUAUUAGAAUUCAGCUUGCUGCUUUUUAGCUCAAUCGGAGUUGCUGUCAUACCUCAUUAGAUACUUAUUUUAUCUGCUGUUCACUGAGCUCUUUGAAGAAAGUGGCAUAAGAAGGAUGAACAGGUAUUUAAAGGAGCAGAUUUCUGCCCAUUUCAUGCAGAUGAUGCUGAUGUUUGAGGAUCACCAGCUUAUCUAGGCUCAGCCAUGUAGUACAUUGUAUUUCUACAACACAUCCACCUACACGUGCAUCUAUUUUGGAACGAAACGUAUACUUCAAAUUCAGCUGUCAGUUACUGUUAUCAAACCCGAGCAAUGCAGGUUUGGGAUUGUUAUGCAUAAAGAUUAAAAUGCUAUUAACUGUAGUAGGUUUGCUUGUCAAAUUCCGUAUAGCUCUGAAAAAUGAAAAUCUCUGUGUGCUGAGUAUGACACAGAAAAAAUCUGGUCUCAUGAAGAAAAGUCUAAUGGCUUAAAGGUUGUCCUCAUUUCAGUGUGCACUUUUAUAGCUGAUCUGUCACAUUACAGGAUUUUCUCCACUUUUUAUGAAAUUGCCAUAAUUUUUCUUGGUGAGGAGGACUGAAGAAGACCUGAGUCUUCAAACAAGUUUCAGUGAAAAAUGUGUCUCCUUUUUUCUAAACAAGCAGGAAUGUUCCAUGGACUCAAAAGUCUUGGUGCCAUUUUAUAUAUAUACAUAUAUAUAUAUAUAUAUAUAUACAUAUGCACAAUGUGGGGAAACAUGCAAGGUUUGGGGUUCAGUGUAUCACUCUAUGAGGCUGACCAUUCUGCAGUUCUCAAGUUCUCAGAAACUAGAAAUUUCAGUGUAAAAAUAACUUGGUUUUCAGACUUGGGUGAAUUUCUAAUACCUUAUUGACAAACCUUC
Passer montanus (Eurasian tree sparrow) is the source of this 8467-nucleotide messenger RNA. RefSeq names its product zinc finger protein 438 (gene ZNF438). Gene Ontology annotation, biological process: regulation of transcription by RNA polymerase II. Gene Ontology annotation, cellular component: nucleus. The coding region runs from base 2240 to 4744 and encodes 834 amino acids. Gene Ontology annotation, molecular function: DNA-binding transcription factor activity, RNA polymerase II-specific; sequence-specific DNA binding. The record is from RefSeq and is a predicted model, not a curated record. Lineage: Eukaryota; Metazoa; Chordata; Aves; Passeriformes; Passeridae. The transcript has 7 exons.